AUGGCUGCAAACGAUUCCGGCGAGGACCAAGACGCGCUCAACGCGCUCGAGUUGGAGGCCAAAGAGUUCAACAAGGAUGCCGAGAUUGAUCGAAUUCUGAAAGCUUUCCGCCUCGAUGCCUAUGCCGUGCUCGACCUCCAGCCCGGCGUUACCGAAUCCGACAUCAAAAUCACCUAUCGCAAAAAGUCUCUGAUGAUCCAUCCCGACAAGACCAGGAACACGCAAGCCCCCGAGGCCUUUGACCGUCUCAACAAGGCCCAGAUUGAGCUCAUGGACGAGAAGAAGCGCGCCUUGCUGGACGAGGCCAUUGCCGACGCCCGCAUGCUCCUCAUCCGCGAGAACAAGUGGACCGUCGACAGUGAGGAGCUCAAGACGGACGAGUUUGCAAAGAUGUGGCGUGAGAAGACAAAGUACGUCCUCAUCGACAACGAGCACCGUCGCCGCCGCCAGGUCAAGGGUCAGAUGCAGGAGGAGGGCAGAGAGCAGCGCAAGGUCGAUGCCGAGCUCGAGGAGCGCAAGCGCAAGAGGCAGCACGACCAGGACUGGGAGGCCACGCGAGAUCAGCGCAUCAACAGCUGGAGGUCGUUCACGCAGGGCAAAUCCAGCGGCGACUCGGAGAAGAAGACCAAGAAGAAGAAGCUCAAGCCCAUUGGCUGA
This is a messenger RNA of Hirsutella rhossiliensis, 657 nucleotides long. RefSeq names its product dnaJ domain-containing protein. Lineage: Eukaryota; Fungi; Ascomycota; Sordariomycetes; Hypocreales; Ophiocordycipitaceae. The transcript has 3 exons. Bases 1 to 657 code for a protein of 218 amino acids. The record is from RefSeq and is a predicted model, not a curated record.